Messenger RNA from Cyprinus carpio (common carp), 1285 nucleotides. It is a transcript of the gene cb5hxorf58, whose product is annotated as chromosome B5 CXorf58 homolog. The record is from RefSeq and is a predicted model, not a curated record. Lineage: Eukaryota; Metazoa; Chordata; Actinopteri; Cypriniformes; Cyprinidae. Gene Ontology annotation, molecular function: protein binding.
CCGCUACAGACACGCGCACUGUUCUGACAACAAUCAUCACGCGCAGCUUGUGUUAAUAAAGACUAUAGAAUAAAAUACUAAAAGCACUUCGGUGUUAAUCAGCGUGUGUGUGUGGUUGUUAUGGAGGAGAGCCUGGAGAACUGUGCCAGAAGAAUCCAGGCUUAUUGGAGAUGUUUCAGGGACAGAAGGCUCUUCAGACUCAUGAUGAACACUGUACGCUCAGCUGAACAGUGUCUGGCAUCAGCAGUUCUGCGUCAGCUCAGUCCCAGAGAAGCUGAACUGCUGAAAGACCCCAGUCUGAAGUGCAAGAUCAGAUUCAGGUUUGCAGGUCCUCGGUUUCCACCUUCACUUGUCUUCAAGAUUUUCCACACUGGAGGAGGAGGACACUAUCUGUCUGGCAAAAAAGUCUUUUCUCCCUCCAACCAGGCCACAGCAGACACCUGCAGAAUAAUGGGAAACAGAGCAUUUAUGGAUCUCAUUUCAAUGGAUGAGUUUCACGGAGCCGCCAUUGAACCACAAGAUGUGAUUUGCAUGAGAGACUAUAUGCAGUAUUCCAGCCACCUGGAUGAGCUUCCAGCUUGUGUAGGAGGAAGAGAAAACGGAUGGAGGUUCCUGUCUCUGAAGGUGCUGUCCCGGGACGUCAUGCUCAGAGAGGGUGUAAAGCCAGGAACAACAGGCAGGUUGAAGACGGUAUUGCCGUUUAGACGUCUCGCUCGCUCUCAUUUUGCUGGACAGCAGCUCUCACACAGAGGUUCCCGGGUCUCUACACGACAAUCUGCCCGUGCUCAAAACACUGCGGCUCAAAAGAGACGCCUCUAUGGCCUGAGCGAGGCUCAAAGAAUAUUAGAUGAACAGAAGCACGUUAAUACCCAUGACAUGAAGAAACAGAAUGAGACGACUGAGAAACUGGACAUCAAGAUAGUUCUGCCAUCAGUCGAGACGGAAGUCUACAACUCAUCUGAGUCUGAAUGGGAGGAGGAGGCUGAGAAACUGUGCAACUGGUCAAAACAACUGGACAUAGAUGCUUUAGAAACACCUGCAUUCAUUUAGAUUGGGAAAUAAGAUUUUACACUAGGAGAUGCACUGAUUUAGGUUUGCUUUUCAGUAAAUACUACAAGCUAGUGCAUUAUUCUGAGAUGCUUUAAUUGAAAAUUAAUGUUACCUGUGCAACUGGUCAAAACCAACUGGAUAUCGAUGCUGCUGAAACACCUGAGCGCAUGUACAUGGAGAAACAAUGUUUUAAAGUUGCAGAGGUCCGGAUUAAAGUCAACACAUGGUGACAGUA